CAACAUUUGCUAUCAUGGCAAUGCUGAAGCGAAAACGUAGUUUUUGCGCUCAGGUGUGCGACUCUUACAGCGGCACAUCCUCAUUCAGCACCGAUGCGGCUAAAAUCCAUCAGCCCGUUAGUGUUGUUGAGGAACAAGAGAUGCCAGUGAGAAAGAGGAGGAGGACGGAGAGUUUUGAGUCUCUUCAUUUCUGUGACUGGAGCGGCAGCUCAGAUCAAGAUACCGCUGCGAAUGAGAGAAGUACUGAUGACCAGAUUUCUCUACAGUACAGCGCCUGUGCUCUAGAGGAUCAUGGUCUUCAGGAACCUCUUUCCAGCGGUCUUGAUGUCCUUCCUCCUGCAGAUCAACAGGUUCAAACCCCUCCAGCUCCAGUCCACCUCAGUCCAGAACUAGAUCACAACAGGGUGGACGUAACAACUAAGAAUUGGUUUGAGCCUGUUAGUGAGGGAAGUGAUAGUGAGCAGAGCCAGAGGAGGAAGAGUAGUUUUGGAGAGCUGCUCACUCUUCACUGGAGCUGCAGUUCAGGUCAGGGUCAGAAAGUGGAGGAUCAGACCACUGCAGCCGUUAGUGAGAGACACGCUGAGGAUGAACCCAAGCGGACAUCUUUUAACAAUGGCCGAAAGAGAAAACGAAGUUCUCACAGCGCUCAGGUGUACGACUCCCAUCAGAGUACAACAUCCAGCACCGAUGCGGCUGAAAACCACCAGCCCGUUAGUGUUGGUGAGGACACUGAGAUGCCAGUGAGAAAGAGGAGGAGGACGGAUAGUUUUGAGAAGAUCAAGAUCAAGAUUCUCUCAGAUCAAGAGAGAAGUGCUGAGGACCAGAAUUCUCUACGGUACAGCGCCUGUGCUCUAGAGGAUCAUGGUCUUCAGGAACCUCUUUCAAGUGGACUUGAAGUCCUUCCUCCUGCAGAUCAACAGGAUCAAACCCCUCCAGCUCCAGUCCUCCUCAGUCCAGUCAGUCCAGAACCAGUUCACAACAGGGGGGACGUGACAACUGAGGACGACAUUCUGAGCCGGUAUGAAAUCGGCAGAAUGCUUGGUAAAGGAGGAUUUGGAUCUGUCUAUGAAGGGAAACGAUUGGAGGAUGACCUUGAGGUGGCUGUGAAAAUCGCCAGAAAGUCACGGGACAUGAAAUACAUCUCCAUUCCUGGUCAUCCCGCACCCCUUCCAUUAGAGGUCGGCCUGUUGAUCCUUGCUAACAGGGGUCCCAAAGUUCCAGAAAUCAUUGAGCUGCUGGACUGGCAGGACCAACCUGACCAAUACAUCAUGAUCUUGGAGCGUCCCUCACCCUGCCAAGAUCUCUGGGAUUUUUUGGAGAGUCACGGCGGCACCCUCAAUGAGGACACAGCACGGUUUAUAAUGACGCAGGCAUCAAUGGCCGCUCACAUGUGCUGUUCCCGUGGAGUUUUCCACCGAGACAUUAAGUUGGAGAACUUGCUAAUAAACACCGAAACACUUGAGGUCAAACUGAUCGACUUCGGGUGCGGGGAUUUCCUGCAAGAAUCCGCCUAUGACGUCUUCUGUGGCACUCGAAAGUACCGUCCACCUGAGUACUUGACAGAGGGCAAGUACCACGGUAAACCAGCUACUGUGUGGUCUCUGGGAGUGCUCUUAUUCUUGCUGGUCUGUGGACGCUUUCCAAAACGCAGAGAUUUGCAGAGGAUUGAUGACGAUGUCUGGUUUGAGCCUGGCUUGUCAAACGAAUGCUGCCACCUGAUUCGAUCCCUCCUGCAGAAAAACCCAAGCUGGCGGAUUGAUUUGAAGAAAAUCAUUUUCCACGAAUGGUUUAUGACAUCAACAUAUCAUCUGGUGGCCUAGACAAGACAGUGGCAUCCCUCCCUCCAUGCCUUGGCUGGUGACUCUUGGCUUGUAAUAAUAUAAGCAUCUGGCGAUAUUACUUGCCUAGGAACAAUACAGAUAUUUCCAUCACAGCCGACUUUAGGCAGAGCUGCAUGUCUUGGUCAGAAUUCCUCUCUUGGCCGCUCCAGAAGUUCAUGUGAAAGCUGCUCCUGCCACGGCCCACUCCAAAGGAUCCAAAGAAUGUUUUUGUUCAUUAAAUAUUAUUGUUCAAUAAAUUAUUUUUAUAUACAUAA
Molecule: messenger RNA, 2095 nt
Organism: Megalobrama amblycephala (Wuchang bream)
Lineage: Eukaryota; Metazoa; Chordata; Actinopteri; Cypriniformes; Xenocyprididae
Product: aurora kinase A-like
Exons: 11
Coding region: 15-1820 (601 amino acids)
Biological process (GO): negative regulation of apoptotic process; protein autophosphorylation; regulation of mitotic cell cycle
Cellular component (GO): cytoplasm
Molecular function (GO): ATP binding; protein serine/threonine kinase activity
Source: RefSeq, a predicted model, not a curated record